Peronospora matthiolae is the source of this 876-nucleotide messenger RNA. The record is from the annotation of a GenBank genome assembly. Lineage: Eukaryota; Oomycota; Peronosporomycetes; Peronosporales; Peronosporaceae.
AUGGUUAACAAGCCCUUGCGAUGCGCGAGCAAGGCCGCCGAGAGCGCGUCCGCACGUCUCUGUGCGGACGCCGAAGCAGAAACAACAGCAACUGAUGUCCCAUCGGUUGCCGAAGCGACUCAGCCUGUGUCACCUGGUGAUGCAGGCGCUGGUCAUGAAGACACUCGUGUCUUCACAGAGUACGAGCUCGGUGUCUCGUACUCUCCUGAUACGGAACACGGAUCCGUAUCGACGGCGAUUGAAUCCAAGCCGCCUGCCAAUCGUGGCAUGGAUGAUGCUUUGCGUCGCAGCAUCUUCGGUUCAUCUGAUGAAUCAGAUGAACCAUCGCCGAAGCGAAGGCGCUCGAGGUCGCGAGACUCGGGCGCUAAUAGUGGUGUCGGUUCUCCAAUGGACACCACUUCACAGCGAGGUGCCAGUACUUCUGUCGGCACGUCGCAGGAAGAGCGGGACCGCAAUGUGUUGCGUCUCGCUCCAGAAAAGAAGGCAUGGAUGCCUCCAAAAUCUGUCAUGGAUCACUUGUCGGCGACGACGAGUGAUCGUUAUCGAACACGAUUGUUCGAUUCGUCAAGGAUCCAUCGCCUUGACCCCAGCGCGAAAGACUAUCGCGCUAAACAUGAGUUCUUCAUCGAUGCUUUCUUCAGACAUCGAUGGUACAGUGGGAAUCACAAACGUGAUGGUCCCUCACUACUUCAGGCGUGGAACGCCUACAUCCAUAACCUCGAGGAUGUAGGUCGUGACGCUUGGAACGACAAACUUAUCAAAGCUCGUGAUAAGUUUGAAAAGCGAACCCCGACAGGUGCACGCUACAAGCUGCAUCGUCUGUCAAGGGAGAAGGGAUUACCCUCACAUGGGGAGACUCGUGCCCGUGUUGUGUGA